AUGGCGCCGCGUCGCAAGCGGAAUGUAUUGGGCGACUCUGACAGCGAAGAAGACAGGAGUCGAAAAGACAGGAAGAACAACCUCGAGAACUUUUUGUUUCCCUCCCCAAGCUCGAACAAGAUCGUCACGACUGCUGGUACAUCUACCAUCACAACUCCCAUUGCCUCCCCGAGCCCAGUCCGCAAAGCAGCUGUCUUCAUUGGCUCCCCUGUGAAAUCGGCUUCGUACGGCUCGCCUUCGAAGACGUCUUCCUUCCGGCAAUUGUCGACGAGGCUGAAGACCAACGACACUAGCAAAAGCCCCAGCUCAAGUUCAGACAAGCCAAGGAAAGGGAACAAGGGCCAAGCGGAAGAGAAGGUCAGGUCUGGGAAUAUUCUGGCGCUUUUCUCGAAACAGGCUGAAAAGGCCCAGAACUCCCCGAAGAAGGCAAAGGCGAUUGACUUUGUGGCCGAUGAUAUUGCUAGUGAUCCCAUCUCCGAAGAUGACGACGUAGCAGAAAGCAACACCGUUGUAUCUAGUUACGUGGGAAGCCGAGCCCACAAACGAUGGGGAAAUACAAACCCGUCAUCAUCAUUGCCGCCACCUUUUAGCCAGAGCAACAGCAACACAGGCUCUACCCAGCCAAUUGUCACAGCUGCAAGCCAGAAGUUCCGGCUUCCGGCCCGCCCAAUUCCGAAAGCAGCUGCUGCCCCGGCUGGAGAAGACAAUUUGCGCCCUUGGUCUGAGCGAUUUGCACCGGUCAACCUUGACGAGCUCGCAGUGCACAAGAAGAAAGUGGCCGACGUACGGCGAUGGCUGGAAGAUGUGCUGGCGGGCCGUCUACGGCAGCGACUGCUAGUGGUGAAAGGAGCGGCCGGCACAGGAAAGACGACAACACUGCAGUUGCUGGCGAGGGAUCUGGGCCUGGAGAUACUCGAAUGGAGGAACCCAUCCGGAUCGGGAGCUGGAGCUUCGCUUGGGUUUACGUCUGCGGCGGUCCAGUUCGACGAGUUCUUGAAUCGAGGGUCACGCUUCUCACAAUUAGACUUGGAUGCUGGCGGUUCGGACAGCGAUGACGACACAGCCAGACGAUUGAACGGGUCUCUGAAUCCGAGUGACAGCAAUCGCCAACGGCGAAAGAUUAUUCUUAUAGAGGAGUUCCCAAACACUUUUAUGCGUUCGUCUAGCAGCUUAACGAGCUUUCGGAAUACAGUGCUGGAAUUCUUGGCAACAAAGACACCUUCGCUAGCGAUGUUUGCGCAACGACAGGCAUCCGUGGAUAAUGUCAGCCCGGUUAUCAUGGUCGUGUCGGAAACCUUGCUCACGACGACGUCGGCAUCUGCCGACAGCUUCACGGCUCAUAGGUUACUGGGACCCGAGAUCCUUCGUCACCCAGGCACAGGCGUGAUCGAGUUCAACGCCAUAGCGCCGUCACUUCUGGCGAGGGCUCUGGAGAUCGUAGUGCAGAAGGAAGCGAGGAAGUCAGGCAGGAAGCGAACGCCGGGACCCCAGGUGCUAAAGCGACUGGGCGAGGUUGGAGACGUUCGGAGCGCCAUUGCCUCUUUGGAAUUCCUUUGUGUGAAAGGUGAUGACGACGGGGACUGGGGAGCGAAGGUCAACUUCACAAAGGGCCGCAAGGGCCCUAAGAACGCAGCACUUACAAAGGGCGAGGCGGAAACCUUGGAGAUGGUGUCCCAACGAGAGGCAAGUCUAGGCGUCUUCCAUGCAGUUGGAAAGGUGGUGUACAACAAACGGGAGGAUGUUCCAUAUCCGCCCAACAGCGAUGAGGCUAUUGCAGAGACGCUAUCCGACUACCUGGCACAAUAUUCUCGGCCAAAACGGUCGCUUGUUUUUGUGGACAAUCUCAUCGACGAGACGGGCACCGACACACACACAUUCAUUACAGCAUUGCAUGAAAAUUACGCACUUUCGUGCGAGCAGACUGGACCGCAAGACCCCCAGUCGUCGCUUGACUAUAUCAAUGGUUGCAUUGACUACCUUUCAGAGAGCGAUCUCCUGUGUCCGACAUGGGACAUAUUCUUUGGUGGAAGGGGAACCAACCGCUCCAGCUUCGGACGAGACUCAGGUAGCCACGUUCUCCGACAGGAUGAGAUGGCUUUUCAGGUGGCUGUCCGAGGCCUGCUCUUCUCUCUUCCAUCGCCAGUCAAGAGAUCGUCGGCAAGUCAUUAUCAACGAGGAUCUGGUGGCGGUGGCGGAGGUGCCGACCAGUUUAAAAUGUUCUACCCGAUGAGCCUGAAGCUGUGGAGGAGCAGAGAGGAACUGGAAGGCAUGGUCGAUAUCAUGUCAUCGAAACUUCUCAGAGGCGAAAUGGCACUCCGUCCAAGCUCGGCGCAGUCAAAUCAGAACAUCACCAGCAGAGCGCUGACAUUUCUGAAGCCGAAGCAAGCAGGCGACUCGACGACAGUAGCUAGCAGUCAAGUGUCCACCCAGCAGCAACCUAAAUCCAAAUGGCAGUCACAGCGGAGGCAGCCGUCUGCAACAGACAGGACGGCCACUACGAAACAAGGCGGCGAGGACGAUACACCACCGCCACUGUUGUCUCUCGGCAGCUCAGCACGGAAAGAGAUGAUUUUGGAGCGGCUCCCUUAUAUGGCACUGAUUGCCAGGGGAAAGAGAUGCUCCUUUGGAUCUGUGGGCACUCGUGACCUGGAGAAGAUAGUGUCGUUCCGUGGCAUUGGCGCGCCAUCCACCUCGGCAGAGGAUGCUGACGGAGACGAAGCCGACGAUACGGCCCAAGGAGGGUCGAGCUUCCCAGCCGAGGACGCAUGGGCAACGGACAAACCGACAGACGAUCCCAGCCCACGAAAGCGGAGGAAGCCACCUGCAACUAAUAAGGCACCUCAAAGGCCAGUCGAAGACGAGGAUGUAGUGGCUAUGGCAGCAGGGUUGCCGAUGUACAAGCUUUAUUUGAGCGAUGAUGAUAUUGAGGAGGUCGAUUGA
Molecule: messenger RNA, 2940 nt
Organism: Grosmannia clavigera kw1407
Lineage: Eukaryota; Fungi; Ascomycota; Sordariomycetes; Ophiostomatales; Ophiostomataceae
Product: cell cycle checkpoint protein
Exons: 1
Coding region: 1-2940 (979 amino acids)
Biological process (GO): DNA damage checkpoint signaling; DNA repair; mitotic DNA replication checkpoint signaling
Molecular function (GO): chromatin binding
Source: RefSeq, a predicted model, not a curated record